CCGCCGCCUGCGCUCGGCCGCUCGUGGCUCCCCCCCGCCGUUCUUGCAGAGGCCCAGUAAUCAGAUAUGGAGCAUGUCUUUACCCCGUAGGAACCCCUGCUUCCCACUAGGAAUUUGAAAUACUGCCUUGUGAUCCUGAAUCAGCCUUUGGAUAAAUAUUUUCGUCAUCUUUGGAGCAAAGCUCUUUUAAGAGCCUGCGCUGACGGAGGUGCCAACCGUUUAUAUGAUAUCACCGAAGGAGAGAGGGAAAGCUUUUUGCCUGAAUUCAUCAAUGGAGACUUUGACUCAAUUAGGCCUGAUGUUAGAGACUACUACGCCAGUAAGGGAUGUGAGCUUAUUUCAACUCCUGAUCAAGACCAUACUGACUUUACCAAGUGCCUUGAAGUGCUCCAAAAGAAGAUAAAAGAAAAAGACCUGCAGGUGGACGUGGUUGUGACGUUGGGAGGACUCGCUGGGCGUUUUGACCAGAUUAUGGCGUCGGUGAGCACCUUGUUCCAAGCUGCUCGCAUCUCUCCUCUGCGGAUCAUAAUCCUCCAAGAGGAGUCUCUCAUCUACCUGCUCCAACCAGGAAAGCACAAGUUGCAUGUAGACACGGGAAUGGAAGGAGAUUGGUGUGGCCUUAUUCCUGUUGGACAGCCCUGCAGUCAGGUUACGACAACGGGCCUCAAGUGGAACCUCACAAAUCACGUGCUUGCUUUUGGAACACUGGUCAGUACUUCCAACACCUAGGAUGGGUCUGGUGUUGUCACCGUGGAGACGGAGCAGCCGCUUCUCUGGACCAUGGCCAUCAAGCCCUAACCCCGGCCGCCGUUCCCAGCCUCUAACUUACCUCCCUGGCCGCCGACUCACUGCUCAACAACAGUCGUUCACCUGGUUGGCCCGGGCCCAACCUCUCCAUGGCAAGCCCACUCGUUUUAAAGAUGUAAUGCUCAGAGAAUCCAGGUGACAUAACUGACAGCUCUCAGUUUCACAGGGAAGGGGGAAAUCAUUUGUAAGAAAAUAAAUCAGCUCUAUGA
This is a messenger RNA of Rhinolophus ferrumequinum (greater horseshoe bat), 1016 nucleotides long. Its product is annotated as thiamin pyrophosphokinase 1-like. Gene Ontology annotation, biological process: thiamine diphosphate biosynthetic process; thiamine metabolic process. NCBI's taxonomy places the organism in Eukaryota, Metazoa, Chordata, Mammalia, Chiroptera, Rhinolophidae. The record is from RefSeq and is a predicted model, not a curated record. Gene Ontology annotation, molecular function: ATP binding; thiamine binding; thiamine diphosphokinase activity. The transcript has a single exon.